AGCUGGCGGAAGUAGCGAGAGAGAUAGAGAGCACCAUCUCGCUUCUCCAUCUCGUCUCUGGUGUCACUAUGGCGGAGACGGAGCAGCAGUCAGGGUCCUCCCCUGAGGAUGAUGCAUCUAAAGUCCCGGCCAGUUUCACCUUUAUGGUACCCAAGAAAGAAAUCAGCAUGGUUCCUGACAUGGGGAAGUGGAAACGGUCUCAGGCAUAUGCAGACUACAUUGGAUUCAUUCUGACACUGAAUGAAGGUGUGAAAGGGAAGAAGCUCACAUGUGAAUACAAAGUGUCUGAGACAGUGGAAAAGAUACUUGGUCUGUUGGGGACUCUGGACCGCUGGAUAAACGAAACGCCUCCUGUUGACCAGCCAUCCCGUUUUGGGAAUAAGGCCUACAGGACCUGGUAUGCCAAACUUGAUCAGGAGGCAGAGGCCUUGGUGUCAGCAGUGCUUCCAGCAGACCAGCAGGCAGCAGCGGCAGAGAUAGCCGUCUAUCUGAAAGAGGCUGUGGGCAACCCCACCAGGAUAGACUAUGGAACAGGUCAUGAAGCUGCUUUUGCUGCCUUCCUUUGCUGUCUCUGCAAGGUUGGAGCUCUUAGGGUAGAUGAUCAGCUGGCUAUCAUUUUUAAAAUUUUUAACAGGUAUCUAUCAGUUAUGCGGAAGCUGCAGAAGACGUACAGAAUGGAGCCAGCUGGAAGCCAGGGAGUUUGGGGACUGGACGACUUCCAGUUUCUCCCUUUUAUCUGGGGCAGCUCCCAGUUUAUAGAUCACCCCACACUGGAGCCUCGGCACUUUAUCGAUGAGAAGGUGGUGAAUGAACAUCACCAAGACUACAUGUUUUUGGAGUGCAUCAAGUUCAUUAACGAGAUGAAGACAGGUCCAUUUGCUGAGCACUCAAACCAGCUGUGGAACAUCAGCGCUGUCCCCACCUGGUCCAAAGUCAACCAGGGCUUGAUCAGAAUGUACAAGGCCGAGUGUUUGGAGAAGUUCCCUGUUAUCCAGCACUUCAAAUUUGGUAGCCUGCUGUCCAUUCAACCAGUGAAGCCUUGACAGUCAUGGGGGAUUGCCAUGUAUAUUGACGGAAAGACCAAAAUCCCAUCAAUUCAAGUGGACAGUUCCCUCCCCCCAUGCAACCCCCAUUCAAAUAAAACAGUAGCACAAGCCAACCACAUAUAGUUUUGUGCAUGCAAAUGCACCCCCACAUGUGCGUGCAUGUGGUUUUGAAGGCUGUUGGUCAUCCACAAUACAAUGCUGUGCAUGCAUCUACCUUCACCUCUUUAUUUAUAUACCAGAUAGAGUGCUGAUCGGAUUCCUUUUUGAGGGAUUGGUAAGCUUUUUAGAUGUGCGCUCAGUGAAGAAUAACGCUUGUGUUUACUGAAAUGAAUGGAUUUUAAGGUUUUAGUCCUCACCAGGCAGAAAUAUAAAUGUGACUUCUCUCAAUCAUUCAUGAUUAUUUGCAAAAUGGUUUUAGCAAGGGCAAAAUCUCUGGUUUGUUUUCCUCUUAAAGGGAUACUUCACUCAUAACGCAAAAAUUUAUGGACCCAGUUGCCUCCAUUGGGUCAGAGAUGGCUGGCAUUUUUGGAAUACAUGUUUACCAUAAAGGCUUAUGAGUAAACUUUUCUUUGACAAGGAUUCAAAGAAAAUGAGUACUUAAUACAAAAAUUAUCUAUUAUUGGUGAAGUAUCCCUUUAAACAUGCACUGUGCGAUUUUAUUUGACCACUAGAUGAUAUCGCGAGCAGCAACAAAUUUGUCUGUAAACUUUUCACAAAGUCGCUCUUCUCUCCCUCCCUUCCCUGUCUGGUUGAGAGGUUAAUUUCUUGUUUGCAAGGCAAGUUUUAAAUUCUGUCGCGCAUUUGUCAGUGUUUUAUUUGCCUGCAGUUUCGCAAGAUGCAAGUCACAUUAGUACUUUGCUCAGAAAUUACUGUUUGGGGUGUUGCUUCAUAUGUAUUUCUUGACAAUUCAUUGUCUUUCAAAGGGUAAAUGGAGAGGACUGUUUUUUUUUUUAAGCUUCUGCAAAAUGUUAAUGUAUGAAAGAGCAUUAGAGCCUCACAAAAAUUUAAAAUAGAAUAGAAAAAAAAUCAGGUUCAUAGAUGAAUCUCAGAACUCUGCGAAAAGGUCAGACUCCUACAAUUCAAGUCAGAAUUACAAGACUGAAGUCAGAUUUCUGACUUGAAUCUCUGAAUUUUGAGAUUCUUAUUUUUCAAAAUUCAGAGAUUAAAGCCAGGAGUCAGACUUUUUCUUAGAAUUCUCACUUUAAUCUGAGCAUUUUGAGAUUAAUCUCAGAAUACGAUUUUUAAUUUUUGUGUGUUCCUGAUCCUCUUCCAUACUCGUGCAAAACAGAAAGCAAGUCAUCACUGUUUCAUCAUUUUGUCUAUUGCAGUUUCUCAAGUGGAAACUCAUGAAAAGUUGCUCUAAACAAAAUCUCAAAGUGGCUGUAGGCUAUAGCAGACAGAAUCUUUAAAAAAUGUUUAGUUUAAAAAUGGUGGUUGUAAUUUAUUGUCAUCAACAUUAAACCUUAAGCAACACUGUUGACAAAGUUUGAUACUGGCACCAAAAACUUAGAGAGUAUGAAGUAUGAGCCCAUAUCCUGAUGAAAUCCCCCCGGUAGAGUCGGGUUUUCCUGCUCAGACUCUGCCGGUUGCCACCAACAAGGCAGGCAAGUCUGACAUCACCUCAUCUCACCUCUGGUCCAAAUGAGUGAAAUUAUUCUGUCACAGUUUUUACCGGUUCAGGAAAAGUCAACAUUACAGACUGGCAGAGCAUACUUCAUAUAGAAGUGUCUGUAGUCGUGUGUUGAGCUAUUUACUCCACCAAAAAAAAAAAAAAAAAAAAGAAAAAGAAAAAAACCCUCAGCAACUGGGAAAUUGUACUUUGUACUCUAGACUUUCUUCCAGUUUUAAAAUGUUUUGUAGUUAAAUUAUGCAUCCAGUUUGGUUCUCAUUGUUUGGAUUAUGGUAUUGUUUUUAAUAAAACAAAAGCUAUUCAGUGUGUGUUGGCAUAUUGUUUUCCAAAACAUAAUUUUAUCUCUAAUUUAUCUCUAAUCUACACAGCCUUGAUUUUGGAAUCCUUGUUUUGUCAUCGUGUGGAAUAGGGAUUGACCCACUUAUCGGUUCCUGACAAUCAUCAGGGCCAAUAUUCAGAAUUUUUCAAUAAUCUGUAUCAGAACUUUGAUUAGUAUGAUGGUUGUUACGAGGCGGAGGCAGAGCAAGAGCAAGUGACCGGGGCAACAAUUCCCAUGAUAUGGUUACUGUUUUCAUUUCCCUUUUCAAAAAUAAAGGCCAAAAAAAAAAAAAAAGGCAAAAAUAGUAAGUUGUAGCCUGCUGUCCUUACUUAUAUCUUAAGGACGGAAGACUUAAAAUUUUCAGUUUCAGGUUUACUGAAUUUAUUCACUUUCAAUGUAAUUUAUUAAUUAGUUUGAAUGCUUGUGAAAGGCAGCCUGAGGCUGCGUUCAGAUGCCUUUCACAAGCGUAUAAACAAGAAAUCUGACCCAACGUCACUGAUCUGACCCAUAAAUAGACCUAAUAACCUAUGGUUUUCUUGUCAUUUAAAAAAAUAAUAAUUUGUUAGGUAAUUGUUUUCCUGGUAAUUUUCUUGUAAUUUUUUGAUUAAAAACAUUUGUUGAAAACAAAACGAGGUUUGUCUGUCAGUUUUGACAUGGCAGUUUUCAAAUUUACUGCAAAUGAAUAUCAAUCAGUCCCUACUCUACAAGCGAUCAUUCCUUGUCCCUUCAUCCUCGUUAUUUCAUCUUUAUGUUUAAUGCACAUUUUAUUCCAAGGAGGCAAAGCUGUAGCUGUUAGACAGCUCUCCACUUCACUAACCAACCACACAGACAUAUGUGAGGUGUUCUUCAAGCUCUGAUGUGCCUGCAAGCGACUGGUCAACCCCAGCAAUGGCCAGAUGGCUUGUGAGGCUCAAACCAAAACAAACAAACAAACAAAAGUGUUGAAUAUUGCACAAGGACACUUCCUCCAGAUGAGGAAAGAUUUGAGAACAAACUUUGCCGAAAACAGUGGGCAAACACUGAUUCAAGUU
Molecule: messenger RNA, 4026 nt
Organism: Myripristis murdjan (pinecone soldierfish)
Lineage: Eukaryota; Metazoa; Chordata; Actinopteri; Holocentriformes; Holocentridae
Gene: ptpa
Product: protein phosphatase 2 phosphatase activator
Exons: 10
Coding region: 69-1043 (324 amino acids)
Biological process (GO): mitotic spindle organization
Cellular component (GO): cytoplasm; nucleus; protein phosphatase type 2A complex
Molecular function (GO): protein tyrosine phosphatase activator activity; peptidyl-prolyl cis-trans isomerase activity
Source: RefSeq, a predicted model, not a curated record